AUGGAUCAAGAACUCCGGAAGUUCACUGGCCAGCGUGCUUGUCUAGACCGCUACUGGCGUUUCAGCGGCUACGGAGAGCUUUUAAGCGGUGCACUGAGACGUGAGCUCACAGACAACGGCUGGAAGUCCAGGCCAUCUGAUGCGAAACAUAAACUGGUAGCCAUGGCACAAAAGGCCACCUGCGGCCGUAUGGAUUAUUCCAGGUGCACGAUGAAGGAGCUCAUCCACUUUGCUGACGACCGCGGUAUCGAUUGGGAUGAUGCAGAGUCAAUGAAGGAUAUUGUGGCUCUGCUCAUGGCCGCUGACGAUGUGCGGUCUUUCCAUUGUUUCCUGGAUCUACCGCCUGAGCUACGGAACAUAAUAUAUGGCUGCUACCUGGACAGUAUGCCAAGCGAGAUCAGCGUCCCUUCCAGACCACCGCUCGCGAAGACAUGCAAGCAAGUGGACAAGGAGCUAACUCCACUGUUCCUGUCCGAAAAGGUCAUCCGGCUACCAUACUACUAUGCCGGGGACAGGCACAGGCGAAGGCACACAGUCGGGCUGCUUACAGAUAAGUUCUUUCAUAGCUGUCUGAAAAACAAUGCCAGCCAACUGCGAUCCUUCGUUGUUGAGAUCCGCCCACGAUCAAUCACCAAACACGACCUCACAGCUCACCCAUUUGCCUGUGCCAUCACUAUCGAGCGCAAGCCACCAGGAGAUGUACCAAGCACGACGUACGUGCUACAGGACAUUCGGCUAUCAUUGCAUUAUAUCCAUGAUGCUCCGUUGAGGAAGCUGGCCUUUACGAACGCUCUUCGUCACGUACUCAAGAAGCUGGGUGGCAGGAGACUCCAGGUCUCCGAUAUACACGAUGUCAGUAAGACUGCGGAGCGCAUUUUUAAUUACAAUGAGGCCAGGCUGGAGAAUCAUCUGGCACUGGUGAACAGCACUGCGGGUACUUCGGGGUGA
This is a messenger RNA of Recurvomyces mirabilis, 948 nucleotides long. RefSeq lists its product as uncharacterized. Bases 1 to 948 code for a protein of 315 amino acids. NCBI's taxonomy places the organism in Eukaryota, Fungi, Ascomycota, Dothideomycetes, Mycosphaerellales, Teratosphaeriaceae. The transcript has a single exon. The record is from RefSeq and is a predicted model, not a curated record.